Messenger RNA from Malassezia vespertilionis, 1176 nucleotides. RefSeq lists its product as uncharacterized. The record is from RefSeq and is a predicted model, not a curated record. Lineage: Eukaryota; Fungi; Basidiomycota; Malasseziomycetes; Malasseziales; Malasseziaceae. The transcript has 3 exons. Gene Ontology annotation, cellular component: nuclear pore outer ring. The coding region runs from base 1 to 1176 and encodes 391 amino acids. Gene Ontology annotation, molecular function: protein binding.
AUGUCGGUACCGUUGCCUGCGCGCAAUGGUCCGUGGCAGCCUGUACUGGCCCUUCCGGGCGCGGUGCACAUCGUGCAGUGCUGUACUGCGCCGCUUGCGAAAAACUUGGUAGCAAUUGCGACCGACCAAAGCGUGUAUGCCUACGCAAUCCACACAAACGACGCGCAUCUUCAGCUGGCGCCUGUAGCGUCGUUCUUCUUGGGCGCUGCCGUGUAUGCGCUGGCAUGGAGUCCCGGCGCCCAGUAUCCAAACGCAGAGGGCGAGGGCGUGUGCAGAGUCGAAUUGCUCGUUGCGACAGCUGACAAACAACUGCGCCUCUUGCGGCACGAUGCUGUGCAUGGCACAGAGAUGAGUGUGCUUGCACAGUCGCAAACGCCCAUUCAUGAUCUUGACUGGUGUGCGACGCCGGGAUACGAGCAAUACGUCGCUGCAGCGGGUGGUGCGUACGCUACAAAUCUCACCACAGACGACGGCAGUUUGCAGAUUUGGGAUCUCGAGCCGGAGCACGGUGUGCCAGAAUGCCAUACAAUGCGUCUCGGUGCAUCGAUCUUGUCCGUGUCUUUCCAUGCCAAGGUACCGAAACUGUUGCUUGCCGUCGAUGCCAGCGGCGUGGGCCGCUUAAUCGAUUGGCUUGCCUCGAUUUCCCCAGAGUGUGACGAUGUGCAGACCGCAGUGACAUUCUCUGAUCCAUCUGCACUUGCUGCAAAUGUGACGCAAGGGAUCUGUGCGAUGGGUGGCGCGGCGUGGCAGCCGCAUGAUCCAGACGUGGUUGGAGCGCUGCUGGGGACGCGGUGGUGUGUGUGGAACUUGGCGAGCCAUACAACGAAUCCGACCAGGCCAAGUGCACAUGGCGCCUUCCAAAGUGGCCCGAUGCCGAGCGGCGGUGGAAUCAGGUUCUGCCCGACCAAUGCGCGCCUCUUUGCACUCCAUAUCCCUGCCGCCGUGCAGAUAUUCGACGCUUCCUUCCCUACAAGCCCACGUGCGAUUGACGUGCACGAUCAGGCGCCAUUUCGCGGCUCGCGUUCCGUAGAUCUGCAUGCGGACAGCACAAGCGCUCGGUCCGUGCGCCAGGCAUGCACCGUUGGCGAUGUGGAUUGGGCACCCUUCCGUGUCGGCGGCUAUGAUGUGCUAUUUGUUGCGGUGGGUCGACAGGUGCUUGUGGUGCCUGCGUCGUAG